Messenger RNA from Wasmannia auropunctata (little fire ant), 1249 nucleotides. It is a transcript of the gene TBC1d7, whose product is annotated as TBC1 domain family member 7. NCBI's taxonomy places the organism in Eukaryota, Metazoa, Arthropoda, Insecta, Hymenoptera, Formicidae. The transcript is spliced from 5 exons. Gene Ontology annotation, molecular function: GTPase activator activity. Gene Ontology annotation, biological process: activation of GTPase activity; negative regulation of TOR signaling. The record is from RefSeq and is a predicted model, not a curated record. The coding region runs from base 45 to 956 and encodes 303 amino acids.
AUUUUCUCUUCUACCUGCGUCAAUCUCGACGAGAGAUUAGAAAGAUGACGGACGAGCGGAAUUUUCGUUCGCAGUAUUACGAAAAGGUUGGUUUUCGCAGCGUGGAGGAAAAGAAGUCUCUGGAGAUACUGUUGAAGGAGCGUCCGCUCGACAAGACGAAGCUAAAGCAGUUUUGCUUAAGAUUCACCGUACCUGCUAUGUAUAGAAACUUCCUAUGGAAAGUCUUGCUCGACGUUGUACCAGUUUACCCGGAGAGCCAGGAGUUCGUGAUGGCCCAGCGUAAGGCAGAAUUUCAGGACUUGAAGGAAGCGCUGAGAGUCACGAAGAUCAUAGACAUUUGUACAAAGCAGCAUCUAAUAUUCCUAGCAAUGUGGCUGUUACGCAAAAGAAGAGUGAAAGUUGAUAUGGCUGCUCAGUUGGAAUCACCAUUAUACAGAGCUAUGAGCACAAUGGCCGAGACAAUGUGGCAUGUGCUCGAUGUUGAAUUAAAAGAAGAGAAACUGGUGGAUAUGUAUUGGAUAUCGUCCGGGCUUUUUGCGCACGUUGAGAAGCUGCAGAAAGAAGUGGGAAAAUUGCAGGAAUGUACGUAUACCCUGUUGGAAAAGGAGGACGUGGAAUUAUACAAGCAUCUUGUUAAAAUCGAUGCACUUCAUAAUCUUCCAUACAACUCGUGGUUUUAUUCGUGUUUCGCUGGCGUGAUAUGCAAUGGAUCUAUUGCUAAAAUAUGGGAUAAAAUAACGGUUGGUGCAUACCGAAUUUUAGUAUUCGUUGCCGUCGUUACGUUAACCACUUUGAGGCGAUUAUUAUUGAGAUGUGAAAAUAUAGAUCAAGUAUUAGAUACUAUUAAUAAUAUAACAGAAGAAACGUCAGAGGUGAUAGUCAAUAAAGCAAUUGAAUCAAUGCAACAAAGUGGAACAACUCAACAGGUUGACAUGUAUUUCACAAAGCACAGUUAAAGUGUGUUUUAAACCACAUAUUAUAAAAAUUGUAUUCCACGUGUAUUGUGCGACGAAGGUACUAUUUAUAUUAAAUUUGACCCUAGUUUUUUAAAAAACUCUCAUGUUCAAAUGCAUACAAAAAGGGAGCUAAUUUCUAUCAUCACUUAUAACUUUAAUAUAUGGACAUUACAUCCUGUGAAGUUGGCUUGAAUCUAUAAUAAAUUAAGUUUCGAAUGAAAAAGGUAUUUUGUUUAUAAUAAUGAUAAUUUCGUUUGUAAUUCCAUCAAAAAAUACAACUGUUUUGAAAAAAA